Molecule: messenger RNA, 309 nt
Organism: Aspergillus tanneri
Lineage: Eukaryota; Fungi; Ascomycota; Eurotiomycetes; Eurotiales; Aspergillaceae
Product: CENP-S family protein
Exons: 4
Coding region: 1-309 (102 amino acids)
Biological process (GO): replication fork processing; resolution of meiotic recombination intermediates
Cellular component (GO): FANCM-MHF complex; Fanconi anaemia nuclear complex
Molecular function (GO): protein heterodimerization activity; chromatin binding
Source: RefSeq, a predicted model, not a curated record
AUGGAUCAGAACGAAGAGGUGGCCCUUGAAGAGCGAUUGAAGUCGGCUCUCUGGUUAUCCAUUGGAAAGAUUGUCGAUGAAGAGACAAUUAAACUUGGUAUCAACGCCACGCCGCAGUUUAUCGGUGCCUUAACGGAGAUGGUGUGGGCUCAGAUAGAAACUGUCAGCCAAGACCUGGAAUCUUUUGCAAAACAUGCCGGCCGCUCCACCAUCAGCGUCUCCGAUGUAAUGCUGCUCGCACGCCGCAACGAGGGCCUGGAAUCGAUCUUGCGUGCGUUCGUUGAUCAGAUGCGUGAAGAAGAAUCUUGA